Aspergillus pseudonomiae is the source of this 3738-nucleotide messenger RNA. RefSeq lists its product as uncharacterized. Bases 1 to 3738 code for a protein of 1245 amino acids. The record is from RefSeq and is a predicted model, not a curated record. Gene Ontology annotation, biological process: carbohydrate metabolic process. Gene Ontology annotation, molecular function: phosphopantetheine binding; kinase activity. The transcript has 2 exons. NCBI's taxonomy places the organism in Eukaryota, Fungi, Ascomycota, Eurotiomycetes, Eurotiales, Aspergillaceae.
AUGGCCUGUACAGUGCCAUCAUUACCGGCAUUAUCCUCGCCGGCUUCGUCGGAGGCUGCCUCUGCUUCCCCAGAAGUCUCAUCUCCAGCCACGUCGAAUGACGAGUACGAGGAACCCGAACGAGAGAUCUACACCAUACACGACCUCCUGCUCGCGCGAGCCAACGGAAAAGCCGCUGGCGAGCCUAUUGUCGCGUACCCUUCUCAGGACAUCGAGUAUGCAUACUAUACUCCUCGCCAGUUAGAUGACUUUGUGGAGACCGCGGCUGUUCACUAUGCGGAGGUAAUUCCCCAACGUCGAUCAUCGGAGGAUCCUGUGCAAGUCGUGGGUUUACUGGGCCCCUCUGAUUUUGAAUACCUCAUCACAUUGAUGGCCAUUUCAAGACUGGGACACACAGUACUGUUGCUUUCUACGCGCAUCGCCGAGGAUGCCUAUGUCAGUCUGCUUGACGCCACCAAGGCCUCUUUUCUCAUCGCACAAGAUGGUUUCAAGGCUAUGGCGGACAGCGUAAGCAGUAGGACGGGUGUUGCAGUACAGCCAGUGUUGAAGCGCGAGGACUAUGACAACUCCACUACCGGCAAGCUGGUUCUCGACGCCAACAAUCUUGACGGGCCGACGGAGGCCAAGAAUGUAUGCUGGAUCAUCCAUUCGAGUGGCUCAACAGGACACCCCAAGCCGAUCUAUCAAACGCAUGCGGGUGCGUUGAAAAAUUACGCCAAUAAUUUUGGUCUCAAGGGAUUUAUCACCCUGCCCCUCUUUCAUGCCCACGGCAUCAGCUGUCUGUUCCGAGCAAUUCACUCCCAGAAGCUAAUCUAUAUGUACAAUGCGAAGCUGCCAUUGACAGUCUCAUACUUACUAUCCACUCUGCAGGGACACCCGGACAUUCAAGUGCUCUAUGCCGUUCCAUACGCCUUAAAACUUCUUUCCGAGUCGGCACAGGGCCUGGAGUCCUUGGCGCGGAUGGAGCUGGUCAUGUUUGGGGGCUCGUCCUGUCCCAAGCCGAUUGGCGACACACUCGUGCAGAAUGGGACUUUACUAGUCUCCCAUUAUGGGACCACUGAAACGGGACAACUGAUGACAUCCUUCCGGGAGCGCUCAGAUCUAGACUGGGAUUAUGUUCGACCAGGUCCCUCCUUGCUACCAUAUAUUCGAUGGGAGGAGCGACUUCCUGGGAUCUACGAACUUUCUGUCCUAGAGGGCUGGCCAUCGAAGGUGGCUAGCAACUGCCCUGAUGGAUCCUAUGCCACCAAGGAUCUAUUUGAGAAGCACCCCACCAAGCCGAAUGCCUGGCGUUACUACGCUCGACUGGACGAUACACUGGUGUUGGAGAAUGGUGAAAAGGCUAAUCCGCUCAUUAUCGAGGGCGUCGCUCGUAAUCAUCCGGAUGUGGGCGAGGCAAUUGCCUUCGGUGCCAACAAGGAUCGUCUGGGGUUAUUCCUCGUUCGUGCAGCGGACGCUGUGAGUAAGACGGACGAAGAGAUCAUUGAUGCGGUCUGGCCGGCCAUCGAAAUGUGCAAUGCGGACUCCCCAUCUUAUGCUCACAUUUCGCGUGAUAUGAUCCAAGUCCUCCCUUCCAAUACGGUAUAUCGCGCAACGGACAAAGGAACCGUUAUCCGCUCUGCAUUCUAUCGCGAUUUCCAGGAGCAGAUUGAGCAGGUCUAUGAGCAGGGUGAUGCUACUGGUGAUCAAGUUCUUGAGGGAACUGAGUUGAAUGACUUUCUCCGCGAAAGCUUGCUAGAAGUAGCGCCAACCGUCGAUUCUGCUGUGUUGGAGGAUACCACCGACGUAUUCAGUCUGGGUGUCGACAGUUUACAGUCAAUUCGCUUACGCAAAGAAAUCGUCAAGACGCUCAACCUCGGUGGUCAAAAACUAUCCCAAAACUUCGUGUUUGAACACCCCUCGAUUCAGCGCAUGGCAGGUGAAAUCACCCGGCUCCGCCUGGGGCUCGAUGCGGACAAACAGAUGCCCAUCGAAGAACAGAUGUCGCAGCUGAUUGAGAAGUAUAGCAAGAAUUUUAAAACGCAUAUUCCGGUACCGCAAGCCAUAGAUGGGGAGCGCAUCGCUGUGACUGGGGCUACCGGCUCGUUGGGAGCGCACCUCGUUGCCCAGCUGGUCCAAAUGGAACAUGUCCAGACAGUUUUUUGCCUGGUUCGGGCAGAUUCUGUGCACUCUGCCCUUCGCCGGGUGCGACAAUCUCUUUAUGAACGUGGUCUAUUGUACAGCUUAAGUCCCGCUGAUGAACGCAAGAUCGUUGCUUUGCCCGCGCAACUCUCGAAUACGUCUCGCCUCGGCUUGGAUGAAACCACAUACACACAGUUGAUUCAGUCGCUGACCGCCGUGAUCCACUGUGCUUGGUCAGUCAAUUUCAACUGGUCUCUGGACAGUUUCGAGGAUAGCUGUAUUGCCGCGACUCGUCAUCUGCUCGAUCUCUGUCUGGACGCACAGGGGCCUAUGCCCGCAAGAUUCUCCUUCUGCUCGUCUGUCAGCACAGUGGCUCGGACCCCAGGACACUGGGUACCGGAAGAGCUGCCUGAGUCUUUGGCAUACGCCCAAAACAUGGGCUAUGCGCAGUCAAAGCUAGUGACAGAACACAUCGUCAACCGCGCGGCGCAACACACUAACAUCGCUGCCCGAGUCUUACGUGUAGGCCAAAUUGUUGCAGACACCGCCCAUGGCGUCUGGAAUGCUACAGAGGCUAUUCCCAUGAUCCUCCAGACGGCAAAGACCAUCAAGGCUCUUCCUCAGCUGGACGAUGUUCUCUCCUGGACCCCUGUUGAUGUCAUUGCCAACAGCGUCAUUGAACUUACAUUGGGAACAGACGCAGCAGACAUAGUGAACCUUACCAACCCCACGCUCAGUCAUUGGACUCGCGACCUGCUUCCGCUGCUCAAAGCCGCUGGGCUAGAAUUCGAGCAAUUGCCCCAGCGCGAAUGGUUGAAACGUCUGCGUCAUUCUAACCCAGAUCCAGCCGAGAAUCCUCCUAUCAAGCUGAUCGAGUUUUUUGCCAGCAAGUACGACCAUGAUCGGCCGAGUCGAGUCCUCCUCUACGACACAAAGAAAGCUCAGGCCGGUGCACCAGCUCUCCGCCAGGCGGGAGGGUUAAACGCACGGUUUGUAUCACGUUUCAUGGCAUAUUUCCAAAGCCAUUGCUGGGCAAACAAGGAAACAACAUCUGUGCCCAAGAUGACCCGCGAGGUCAUCUUCCUGGCAGGUCCUUGCGGCUGCGGUAAGAGUACUGCGGCGCAGGCACUGGCGCAACGAUUUAAUAUACCCAUCAUUGAGGGUGACGAUCUCCACUCGCCAGCUUCCCGACAGCGGAUGGCCAACAAUAAUCCUCUCACCGACAGCGACCGGUGGGACUGGUUGGCUCAUAUUCGUGGAGCAGUGAUGGACCGACUUCAACACUCAGCGGCACCAGCGGUCGUAGUCACUUGCUCGGCGCUGCGGACUAUCUACCGGGACGAACUGCGGCGCUUGUCACUACUCUUUGACUUCCCCGUCAAUGUUACCUUCCUUAUGUUGUCAAUCAAAGAUCGAGCACAGCUGAGGGACCGGCUCGUUGCUCGGUCCGCUAAGGAGGGUCACUAUAUGAGCUCGGCUAUGGUUGACUCGCAACUGGAGACGUUGGAGGGUCCAUCUGGGUCUGAAAGUGACGUGAUCUCGCUAGAUUCUAAUCAACCGAUGGAGAAUAUGCUGCAAGAAGUAGAGGAUGUUGUUCAGGGCUUUCUGAAUUUGUGA